GUUGUGCCUUGAGGAAAACGCGAUGAAGACAGAACUACUUGUUGGAAUCACUACAGCCGCAUUCUUCAUCGUUUAUUUCCUAACGAGAGCACGGUGCAGAAAACAGAACAAACGGCCUGUAAAACCUGGCACAGUUGUCUUGCAUCAGUUUCUUCCCUCGCCCUUAUCUUUGAGUGGCUCUCCGCCAUGUUUAAAACUAGAAACGUUCCUUCGCAUGGCAAAGAUUCCAUACGAGAGCAGAUAUGGCUUGAAAUUCUCUAAAAAGGGUAAAAUUCCGUGGAUUGAGUUUAACGAGGAAGAAAUCGCCGAUUCCAACUUCUGCAUUCGGUUUUUAAGGAACGAGUUCAAAGUUGACGUUGACUGCUCUCAUUUGAGCGACGCAGAAAAAGGACUUGCUCACAGUAUUCAAACCACGUUAGAGGAGAACACGUAUUGGGCCCUUUUUUAUUACCGCUUUUUUUCACCGGACUAUGCCAUGUAUACGCGAAUGCAGCUGUUUGGGCAUUUUUCCUGGCCACUCAGAUAUCUGAUAUUCUACGUUAUACAGAAGCGAUGUAGAAGAGAUGUGUGGUCUCAGGGCAUUGGUCGACACUCCGAACAGGAGAUCUAUGAAAUAGCUGAGAGGGAUCUUCUUGCAGCGUCCGCAGUUUUGGGGGAGAAGAAAUUCCUCUUUGGAGAUAAACCCUGUCUCGCUGAUGCUGUCCUUUUCGCCUUUGUUGCAUGUGCCUCGUGGAAUUGUCCUCAAAGUCCUUUUGCCCAGCUCACCAAGACUAAAGCGACAAAUCUUGAGCGGCAUGCUCAGCGAAUGAAAGAACUCUACUAUCCCGACUGGGAUGAAAUCACUAGGAAGCUUAAAUCUGACUGAAUUCUUGGCAUCGUAGAGAUUUUUUUUUUAUUCCUUAUACUGUUUAUUAUUUUAAUUCAUAACUAAAAAUUCUGAAUGACUUUGUAUAAGAGUACUGGCAAAGAACAUGCGUGGAUUUGCUCACGAUUAAUACUAAAUCUUUGUACCGAUUGAGAGCCGUUUUGCAAUACAGUAAGGUUAUAACAAAGGAAUAGGGCGCUACAAAUGUAGUCGAAACAAAGAUGAUUCCCUAUAUUACACUCCAUUGUUAAUUCUAAUUAUGAUAAGCAAUGGUAAUAGACAGGUUGGUCGGUAAUCAUGCGAGCGGUAACAAAAUCGGACGACCGCGCAGCGGAUUCGUAUGAUUACAGACCGAAUUGAACGACACGAAGUCCUGUUACCAAUUAAUCAUAAAAUUUACUGUUUCCGAUAAAAGGAGAAUAGCCAAAUUAUGAGAUUCUAUACAAUGUUCUAUGGUAAUUGAAAUCAUGUUUGUGAUCGCAUGAUUGGUUGAUGUAAACUACAGCUUUAAAUGUAACAUAUUGAAUUGUUCGAUAACAACUUGGCACGUGAAUUAGAGGAAAAUACGAGUUUUUUAAACCAAUUACAAUCGAGGAAAAUGUAAUUUUUAUGAUUACUAGGGUAAAAAUGGUGACAUAAUAUUCUAAAUCUACUGUUAUCUAUGUUAUCAAGAAUAUGGAGCACUAAGAACCACUAAUGAUAAACUAUUUACAGCACAGUACUUACGAUCACAGGAUUUUAAGAAUAAACUAUUUAAAAAGCAGAAAUUACAAAAUGAUGCUAAAAAUA
Pocillopora damicornis (cauliflower coral) is the source of this 1654-nucleotide messenger RNA. Its product is annotated as failed axon connections homolog. Gene Ontology annotation, cellular component: cytoplasm. Lineage: Eukaryota; Metazoa; Cnidaria; Anthozoa; Scleractinia; Pocilloporidae. The record is from RefSeq and is a predicted model, not a curated record.